AUGCCCCGGCCGAACAACGAGAAGAUUGAGGCCAACAAUGAGCGCGAGUGGCUUCUCUCGGUCCUGGAUAUGAAGUUUCGGCACCAGGAGGCGGUGAUCCGUGAGUUGUUGCAGGUGCAGGGCCUCCAGCAAAUUCCGCUCCAUCCCAUUCUUGACUUCGCAGAUGGAAGCGACACAGGACCUGGAUGGAGUACCAAAGUUCAGGCAACGGCCUGCAGCGAUCCGCCCUCAAGCCCUGGGCUCACCUCGACUCAGGAGGGCCAACAGGACUACACCGAGUCUCACGACACAUCCGGCUCCCAGUCUCGCGUGGGAAAGAAGAGCAGCAAGGGUAUCUCGAAGCAUAUGAAGGCUGAGAUGUCGCAGCAGCAGGCGGCUGACUCGCGUUGCAAGACUUUCGUUAAGGGCCCGUUGGAUGGGUACCUGGGCAUCGUUGUGCUGCUGAACCUUGGGCUCAUGGCCGCUGUGGCGCAGAUCACCGGCCACGAAGCGGACGUGAGCCUUGGUCUAUCUCCGCCAGAGACCGUCGAGCUGGGACCCGGCUUCGACGUUGCGGAGGCCAUCUUCUUCACCAUCUACGUCUUCGACGUCGCGUUGCGGAUGGUGGUCCUGAAAAAGGAAUGGAUUUAUGACGACGCAGAGGGGAUCAUGUUCAUGAACAUGUUCGACGCAGUUCUAGUUCUGGUGCAUGGCUUCGAGCUCCUGUUGCUCCCUUUGAUGGUUUCGGGAGAUCAAGACCAGCGCGCCAGCACCGUCCGCGUCAUCAAGUUGCUCAGAAUUGUGCGGACACUCCGCAUCGUCAAGACGGUGGCCCUGUUCCGACAGCUUCGCCUUCUGGUAGGCACAUGCCUGGCCAGCAUCGGAGCCCUCUUCUGGUCCAUGGUUAUGCUCUUCCUCAUCAAGUUGGGAUUCGCGCUCAUCAUCUGCCAGGCACUUCAGGGCUACAUUCUGGAUGAGGCGAAUGACUUGGACACCCGCUUGGAGAUGAACAACUUGUACGGCAGUUUCCUGAAGGCUCUCUACACCAUGUUCGAGGUGACACAUGCUGGGAGCUGGCCUGCACGUGUUCGGCCCGUGGUUGACAAAGUCAGCCCCUGGUAUUCGCUCCCCUUCCUUGCCUACAUCACUCUGGUGGUUUUUGCGGUAAUUAGAGUAGUUACAGCUCUCUUCUUGAAGGAAACCCUCGCCAGUGCUGCCAACGACGCAGACAUGCAGCUAGAAGAGAACCGCAGGACGGCCAAGAACUACCAGCAAAAGUUAGAGGAUCUCUUCCGGGCCGUUGAUGACGAUGGAAACGGUUGGCUCUCUCCGGAUGAAUUCGUCCAGGCACUAAGCCUCCCAAGCGUACAGCGAUAUUUAGUCUUCUUGGACCUCAAGGUUUCAGACUGCCGGCCACUCUUCGACAUCCUUGAUGAUGGAGAUGGCAAGAUUACCAUCCAAGAGUUUUGCAAGGGGUUGAUGCAGAUCAAGGGCCACGCAAGGGCCAUUGACAUGGUGGUUCUGCAGCGCGAGAGCACCAAGGUUUUCAAAGAGUGCCAGGACAUCCACAACGAACUGAAGGCUAUGAUCUCCACGAUCGCACGUCUUGGCGGCAAAUCCAGUGGCAGCCUGAGCUUGGCCGCUGGGACCUCGUGA
Molecule: messenger RNA, 1635 nt
Organism: Symbiodinium natans
Lineage: Eukaryota; Dinophyceae; Suessiales; Symbiodiniaceae
Source: the annotation of a GenBank genome assembly